CCUUGCGCGUGGCUGUCUCCUGUCAGAAGCGGGCGCAUGCACGGCGGAGAGGGGCAAUAUCUUAAACAUCUGACGGCGAAACCUAGCGAGCUCAUCGUCUGCGGUUUGCAGCAUGCAGAGACAGCGUCUACUCAUGCAUUCGAACAGAGGAUUGUUGCGGAGGAACUGCCUCGAAACCAUGAACUGCAGUUGGGGGACUGAGCUAUGGGAUCAGUUCGAUAACUUGGAGAAGCACACGCAGUGGGGCAUCGAGUUUGUGGAGCGCUACACCAAGUUUGUGAAAGAGCGAUCCGAAAUUGAGAUGAGCUACGCCAAGCAAAUGAGAAAUCUCUCUAAGAAGUACCAACCCAAGAAAAACUCCAGAGAAGAGGAUGAACACAAGUACACCUCCUGCCGAGCGUUCCUCAUGACCCUGAACGAGUUGAAUGACUACGCCGGGCAGCACGAAGUCAUUGCUGAGAAUCUCUCCACGCAGAUCAUCUCGGAGCUGACGCGUUACAUCCAGGAGCUCAAAGCGGAGCGCAAAGCGCAUUUUCAUGAUGGCCGAAGAGCCCAGCAGCAUAUUGAGAACUCCUGGAAGCAGCUGGAGUCGAGCAAGAGAAGAUUCGAGAGGGACUGCAAGGAGGCAGACCGAGCCCAGCAUUACUUUGACAAGAUGGACACCGACAUCAACGUGACCAAGGCGGACGUGGAGAAGCGGUGUUCACUCAAGGCAAAGCAGCAGGCUCAGAUAAGGCAUCAGAUCGCUGCUGACAGUAAGAGCGAGUAUCUGUCCUACCUGCAGAAGUUUAAUAAAGAUCAGCAUGAGCACUACUACACCCUUAUCCCACACAUCUUCCAGAGGAUCCAGGAGAUGGAGGAGAGGAGGAUUGAGAGGGUGGGGGAGAGCAUGCGCAGCUACGCCGAGGCCGAGCGCAAGGUCCUGCCCAUCGUCACCAAGUGUCUGGACGGGAUGACCAAGGCGGCCGAGUCCAUCGAGCCCAAAAUGGACACAAAACAGGUGGUAGAAACGUACAAGUCAGGGUUCGAGCCACCGGGGGAUGUGGAGUUCGAGGACUACAGUGUGUCCAUGAAGAGAGCCGUGUCUGAGUCCAGCUUCCUGAACGCCCGCAGUGAGAGCAGGCGCAGGAGCCGGAGUAAACUGUGGCCUCUGAUUAAGAGGAACAAGCUCAUGUCUUUGCUAGCGUCGCCCCGGCAACCCCCACCCCCUCCUCCCACGUCGCCCUCGCCUGAAGGCCUGGCCAACGGGCCCCAGUCGCCCCAGCAACCGAAGGAACCUCUCAGCCAGCGCCUGAAUGACUUCAUGAGCUCCAAACACAAAAUGCAGUGCCUACGGAGCCUCAAGCGUGGGCUCUCGCUCAAGCUGGGAACCGGCCAGGAGGAUUACAGUCACUUACCUCCAGAACAGAGGAGGAAGAAACUGCGGGCCAAGCUUAAUGACAUCAGCAAAGAGAUCCAGAAAGAGAUGGAUCAGAGGGACGCCCUGACGAAAAUGAAGGAUGUUUACAUUAAGAACCCCCACAUGGGUGACCCCAACAGCGUGGACCCCCGCUUGGAGGAGGUGCGGCAGAGCAUAGAGAAGCUACAGGUGGAGGGGCACAAAUACGAGGGCUGGCUGACGGACGUGGAGCGGAAACUUCUGGAGGGGGGCAGCUCCCAGCGCAGAGAGAGUGCCCCCUUUGACUCGCAGGGGAACGCGCUGGUGGGCAACAGCUGCGCCCAGAACAGAGAGAGUCCGGACGGCAGCUACACGGAGGACCCCAGCACGGAGACCGCUGUGCAGUUCAAGUCACGUAGCACCGAGUUCGACGACGAGUUUGACGAAGAAGACCCUUUGCCAACCAUAGGGACGUGUAGAGCCCUCUACCCGUUUGAAGGCCAAAAUGAAGGCACCAUUUCCAUGGCGGAGGGUGAGAUGCUGUACGUGAUCGAGGAGGACAAAGGCGACGGUUGGACACGCGUGCGCCGCAGCGAGGACGAGGAGGGAUACGUGCCCACGUCCUACAUCAAGCUCUGCCUCGACGCCAGCGCGAAAGAUCCCUAAAGCGUUUGGCUGGCGCAGGCGAGACAGGGCAAGCGUCCUUGCGUGAAACAUCUUUAAACUCUAGUCAGAGGUGCUGUGUAAAUCUCCCCGUGGGGCAGUUCCAUUCUAAACACACACUCUCCAUCAUCUACGGCAAGAGGCGAAAAAACAAAAACAAACUACUUGGAAUGUUUGUCUGAGCCUUGGUUUUGUUUGUGUUUGUUUGUUUGUUUGUUUGUUUGUUUUUCUGAGCAUACAUUUGCUGCUGCUUCUCGUACGGACCCAGACCUUUAAGCCUCGUGCGCUAACUGCUCGCUGUGACCACAGAGCCCGUAGUUACACCCUGCAGGCGCACGUAGUCAUGGUAACGCGGUCGCUUCUCCACGUCUGCUGCGGCCUGGCCUGCAAAAGAGCCUUCUUAAAAAAAAGUUCUAUUUCUUUCUUUCUUUUGGUCACUAUUCUUUUUGAUGAACAUUAUAUGGGUGCGGAAGGAUUGACGUGUUUGUGUGGGGGGUGGGGGAAAGGUCUGAUCAGACAGAAUAAAACCUCCGUGCGGAGGAGGUCUCCGAGGCGUCGCGUGGCUGGUAGACGGGUAGGCCCGGCUCCCUCACGCGGCACCACCUCUAGCUGCUUUUUUCUCUCAUUCCCACGCUCACUCUCUCUCGGCUCUGGUCCAUCUCUUUGCGCCGCUCCUAUCCUCUCCUUUUCCCUGCGUCCCUCCCGUCCUCUGGACGUAGCGGACGUAGCCGCGUCUCGUGCGGGCGCAGUACGUGUCGGUGGUGUUUGCGGCUGCCGCUGUGUUUCUACGCUUGCAUGCUUGCCCUGUGGUUGUGUGUGCGCCAGUCCCUGGGGUCUCGUCCUCCAGCAAGCCCAGGCCUUCAACUCUGAUGGCCCGGCUUGCUUCUUCAGUUGUGUUUGUGCCUGUGGUUUACUUUUUACUAUUAUUAAAAUUAUAUAAAUUUUUUUAUUUAGUUUUGCUGGUUUUUUUUGUUUGUUUGUUUUUUGAGAUUUUAGAUCUGCCACUUAUGCAUGGCCACUUGCUUCAAGUUCUUUUAUUAUUAAUAAUCUGAAAUUUUCUUUUGAGUUUUUUCAGUGCUUGACCUUGUUUUACAGUGUUUACAGUUUGAUGUUGAACACAGAUAUUUACCUCAUGUCAAAUAGGUUUCGGGCUGCUGUUUGAAUGGGCUCUGACUAACAGUAUUGGUGUUUAUCGCCAUUCCUGAGGAAAGAGUAUUGCUGUUCUGAGCCAUGUGUGUAUUCUCCACGUGUGUGUUAUGCUUUCCAAGUCCCAUUUCCCUGGACCCCUUCCCAUAAACUUCAGACUGCCACUCGAGGUGUCAAAGCUCUGUGAUUUCAGUGCUGACCACAGUCAGUUGGUUCCAAGUUGUGUUUACUGGUAAUAAUAGAACUUAGUUAUACUUCAAUUUUCAAAACAGAAACAUUGUAAAAUGCAUAAACUUUUUAUGUGGACAUUUAACAAAUUAAAGACCAUUGUGAAAUAUGUUGCGAUAUGUGUCACAAUGAAAGUGCCCUUUAAAAACAGUUACAUGCAGAUGGAGGUGUUUGUGUGAGCUGGUAUUAUAUAGCAUAUAUUGUAUCUGGUUAAAGAUUUUUUUGUGCACCAGUAGAUGGCAGCAAAGUGCAAUCCAAGUUUCCCAGACUAGUGCCAUGUGCUUCAGUCCUCAUUCACCAGGAAAAAUAUUACAUGCUGUAUAAAUCACAGGUUUACACACAUUAUUCAAGGCUUCUUUGUCUGUUUAAUGAACAUUUUAACAUUUGAAACUUAUUUUGUAUGGUUUUGUCCUCCUCAUAUAGUUGAUAUUAAGGAGGACCAUGAAGGUCACAGUCCUUGUGCGUGUGUGUGAUUCCUGCACGUUAUUCUGUUUUAUUCUGGUCACCCACCACUUCAACAGCUUCUCAGGAGGACAGCUGGACACCUGGACACUGCCCCGAUCACAGUUUAGCAGGACACGUUUACAGCCUUACAUCUCACUUGCACAGUCAUGGAAUUUCGUUAUUUCAAAAGAAAAGUGUAAAUAAUAAUAAUAAUAAUAAUAAUAAUAACAAAAACAAACAAUCACUUAAUUCUCCUUUACAACACCCUGUUCUAUAAUGUUUACAAGUUUCAAAUUCAAAAUGGUACACUAAUGGCUCAAGACUGCCCUAACAGAAGCGACAAAUGUUAAACUACAGCAGUGUGUGAGUAGCUCAGGGCAGGGCCUGGCGUUUCCAAGACAACAGCUCAACAUUUUGUAACUGCAUUAUAGUCCCUGCUCUGUGCACUCUAAAAAACAGAAAACGCUCACUGACGUCUGAAGUGUGUGAGCGUUAACAACGCCAUGAUGCACUGGUUGGUUCGCUGCCGAUUUAACGCUUGCCAGCCACCACUCGGCUCCUGAAGGGACUGCUGUGUGACCUUGAAACGUUCAGAACUGUAAUGCAUAGCGUCUUUUCUAAACGUAUGCUUGGUUGAUUUAAAGAAUUGGCAGCUGCAGUUCUGCCCAGUGUGUGUGUGUGUGAGAGAGAGAGACGGCACAGGCAUGCAGAUGACCGGUGUCCUGCCUCCAGGGUCCCUGCACGCUGGGCCUGGAGGCACCCGGGAGGGGUGUAAUUAGUUCAGCAGGUGCACGCUGGGAAGGCCUGAUAAAGAGGAGAACUCCUUACAUCACUUCCUCUGUUUGUUCUGGACUUUUAUUUUCAAGCUAUGGAAUGCAACGCCUCUUAGAAGCUAAAGAAUUCAAAACAAGUCCAUCAAGUCUGAAGAGCUUUGUUCCUUUUUUAAAAGAUAUGUUUUGCAACC
Molecule: messenger RNA, 4823 nt
Organism: Electrophorus electricus (electric eel)
Lineage: Eukaryota; Metazoa; Chordata; Actinopteri; Gymnotiformes; Gymnotidae
Gene: fnbp1a
Product: formin binding protein 1a
Biological process (GO): endocytosis; signal transduction
Molecular function (GO): protein binding
Source: RefSeq, a predicted model, not a curated record